GGGUAAUUAAACAUAGACUUAAUUAUCUUGUCAUGUAAACAACUGUAUUUUAAACAAAACAUUUUAAAGUUUUUCGGAAAUAUAGAGAGAGAUACACAUUUCAGCAAUGGAUAUUAUAUUCAAAUGGAUAUGUAUAUUUGUAUGUGUUAGCUGUGUGUAUGGCAGAUGCGACAUUCUAACCUGUAAUGUUGACACCAAUGCAUUAUUCCAAGCAUGCGGUGAAUACACGAAGACAAUGAAUUGCAUGGCAGACCAAUAUGAAAAAUGUGUUGGCACUGCAGGUCAAUCUGAAAUUACACUGUCCAUGCGGGCUAUGCACACACCGUCUGACUGCGCAUUCAGCAUCCACGGUAUGGCCAAUUCUAUGACAGCACAAUCGAAGAUGUAUUCAUCAAUGAUGAAGAAAGCCCCACAAGGUCUUUCGCCUCUAACGUUUCCCCUUGCUAACCCAUUUGUUGCCCCCACAACCGGAAGUGGGACAGGAACCGGAAAUGCAGCGCCUUUUCCAGCAGGAUUGAUGCCACCUCUCGGGAUGAUGCCACCAAUGAUGGGAGAUGAUAUGGAGAUGGAAGGAAUGGAGAUGGGGGAGGGGCCUAUGGAAAUGAUGGAAGAUAUGAUGGAAGAUGGUAGAAUGAUGAUGCCUGGAAUGGGCGGCAUGUUCAUGCCAGGAUUGUUUGGAGGACUUGGUGGUCUCGGGGGCGAGGCAGGAGCAGGUGCCGAGGGAGCAGGGGGAUUGCCUGGUGGUUUGAUGACAAGUGGAAAGGGCAAAGGAGUUGGAGCUGCAAGAUUUGUUGAUUACAGAAACGACGCCAGCGGUACUGGCAAUAUGGCUGGGCAGACGAUAGGACUAACUUUUCUCGUCAUUGUCCUGUCUCUUCUGUUAACAAUGUAACACAGUCUCAAACGUUGAUGUUAUCUUAUUUUAAGUAAAUGAUUACAAUACCAAGUAUACUUAAAGCUGCUUGCCUCCAGAUGAGCCUAAAAAUUUCAAGGAAAUCAAUUUAGAGAGAAAUGUAUUAAAGUAAAAGCAUUCAUAAUUCAAGUGAUAAUUUGCAUGUUAUAUGCAACGAAUGACUGAUUUUGCAAUUUUUAUCACCAUAUUUCUACUGCAUGACUAAUGCAGUAAGGGCUAUUUUUGCAUAUUUUGACAUAUUUUUGGUAAUUCACUUGGAAUGAAAAUGCCCUUAACAAUGUAUAAAAUACAUUUUUUGUUCACUGGCCAAUAUUUUACAUUGUACGUUUUCAUGAAAAUUAGCGAAAUCUGGAGGCACGCUGCUUAAAAAAUCCAACCUUUUUUGAAAAUUUGUCACAUUUUUUUCGAAUCAGUCUUACGAAGGAAAACAAACGUAAGCUUAUUUAGAAAUUACAUUAUGCUUAAUCGUUACCACAUUUACAGACGACAAUUUACAAGAUGGAAAUAUCAAUCCGACGAGGUACAUUGUAAUGAACAAUCCUGAAACGCAGACGAC
Molecule: messenger RNA, 1469 nt
Organism: Ruditapes philippinarum (Manila clam)
Lineage: Eukaryota; Metazoa; Mollusca; Bivalvia; Venerida; Veneridae
Exons: 7
Coding region: 107-892 (261 amino acids)
Source: RefSeq, a predicted model, not a curated record